GAGCAUGCAAAUUGUCAACAAGUAAUUUGUAAAGAAGCCUCUAGCAUCUAUCGUUUAUGAGGGCUCUUUGUGCAAUGCAGCUUCACGAAGAGUGAGUCAGGGUAUAACGAUUGUGUUUAUACUCUGCUGUUUGCACGUGUAUACGGUUUACGGCAUAACUAUCGAAUUAUACAAAUUUUUGCACAAAACAAAGAAAAAUUACUCUGUUAUUUUUCAUGUCUAUGAAUAAAAUUAAUUAUGAGCACACAUUUUUGUGAACACAUACAAAGGUAUAAAACUGAUGAAGGAUUAACCACUUACCACAUAAUUCAAGCGUAUUUUGUUGCUUGUGUAGCCCCAAAUGCUCGAAAGAAAAAGGCUGCUGAUGCUUAUUGCCACGAAUGUAAGACAAGAGCAAAUCGAAUACAUGCUUGUCUAAGUUGUGUCUUUUUUGGAUGCUUUGAUGAAGAUCACAUGAAGAAUCAUGUACUUGCAAAUAAUCAUGGUAUUUCUAUAGACAUAAAAAAUGGUCAAAUUUUCUGCUACAAAUGUAAUGAUUUUAUAUAUGAUGAAGCCUUUGAAACCAUAGCCCUUCAAUACAAAAAAAGAGCUGUAAAAGUAAAAGACUCUGAAACUCCUUUGCCAUGGGAGCCUAAACAUUACGAAAUACAAGUUCUAAAAGAAAAUAAUGGCUUAAAAAGAAUAUCAGAGGAUUCUUCCAUAGGAUUAAGAGGCCUGUUAAACUUAGGAAACACUUGCUUUAUGAACUGCAUUCUUCAAGUGUUAGUGCAUACACCUCUGUUACGGGAUUAUUUUCUUUCUGAUAAGCAUACAUGUCUCUUAAAAGAUAGUUCAGAGUGUAUAGUCUGUGAAAUGUACAUCAUAUUCCAAGAGUUUUACUCAGGAAGAUCAGAGCCUCAUGUUCCGCACAAAUUGGUGUAUCUGAUAUGGAAAUUUGCUAAAUAUUUGAUUGGAUUUGAUCAACAAGAUGCUCAUGAGUUUUUAGGUGCAAUUCUUGGUGGCUUACAUGCCCAUGCUCGAGGUGAAGAAACUGAUGAGCAAUUGUACCACAUCGUUAGUGACUGUGAUUGCAUUGUAGAUCAAGUUUUUGCCGGUUUUUAUCAGUCAGAUGUCAGCUGUUCAAUGUGCAGUUAUGUAUCAACAGCAAUUGAACCUUUUCGGGACAUCAGUUUAGACUUGGAUGGAACUAAGUUGCAUAAAAAUGGCAUAAAUCCUAAUCCAGAAUCUCUUUUUGAUUGCUUGAAAAGAUAUACUCACAAUGAAGUUCUUCAUAAUACUCCUUGUUCACAUUGCCAAAGCUAUGAAACUACCUCGAAGCAGCUUACUAUUAGGGAACUUCCAGUUGUUCUUUGCUUCCAUUUAAAACGGUUAGCUGCAGAUUCAGGAAAAAAGGAAUGUAAUAAGAAUUCUACACAUGUGAUGUUCCCAGAAACUCUUGACAUGUUACCAUUUAUGUCUCUACAAUGUGGUGAACAAAAAAACUUAACUAAUGGAAAUCAUUCAAAAGAUGUCCAUCAUUCAGAUGAUGACCACAACCUUGAACCAACAAAAACUUUGUUCUCUCUGUUUGGUGUUGUAAGCCACAAAGGUGACCAGGCUGGAGGUCAUUACAUCGCCUAUAUUAGGCAGUAUCGUGAUAGGUGGUAUCUUUGUGAUGAUGAUGUCAUUAUGAGAAGCAGCCUGAAGGAGGUCCUCGACAGUGAAGGGUACCUCCUAUUUUAUCAUAAACAAGUAAUUGAAUAUGUGAAAAUGCCACCAGAAAUUACUAGGCAGCAACAGAAUGUGACAGAACAGAAAGAAACUGAACAGAACAUUUCUGCUGAACAGAAAACUGUUUAACAGAAACGUAUUCCUUUAACAUAUUUCUUGUCUCAUGGUAAAAAUGUGUUGUGUGAAAAUCAGUACUGUGAUCAUGUGAGAUCUUAUAGCAGCUCAGUUUUCUCCCUCCCUCUUUGGUGUAUGAUCUCUUCAAAACUGGAAUCUUUUUUACGUGUAACUACAAAAUCCUCUCAAGUUAUGGGAUAAAAACGAGCUUUUUUUUUUCUUUCUUGAUUUGGUUUUCUCUUGCACAAUGGCUAUGAGACUUAACUUUAUUUAAUUGUUUUUGGUGAUUAUAUUUAUAAAUGUGAUUGUGAAACAUUCGGAACGAUGAUAUGUCAUACUUUUAGGGUUGUAUUAUGAUAGUUUACAACAAAUAGCAUUCUUGCCACCCAUUGAAAAUGUUGUCAAUUGCUGACUUUCUCCGGUGUGUAUUUACUAAAUUCUGUUAUUUUGUUCUAAUGUGAUGUACAAAUUGUAUUGAAAGUAUGUUCCUUCACAAUAAAUAUUUUCUUCUUUUUGUAUAUAUUGAUAUGUCUGAAUUGCAACAAUGAAAUCUAUAUCAGUGCUAUAAUCAGAUUUUGUCUUUGUCAUAUUUCUGUGAUAACUGUUAAUUGAUUAUGGCCAGUGAUAACUCUGAAUAGACAAUACCUGGAAAGCCAAUACUGAUUAAUGACAUGCUUCUACCUGUCUGAGGAAUAUAGGAGAAAAAUUCAAAAUGUUAGAAAAACUCAUUUGAAAUAUAAAUUUUUCAAUAUUGUUCAUUUAGCUGGAUUCCGAUUGCCAUCAAUUGCUAUUAUGUUGUCUAUACUGAAAGCUGAAUAUUUUCGUAAAAUGAAACAUGGGACAGAAUAAAAACACUUGGCAGUAAGAUUUUGUGGAUUAUUAUUUGGAAUUUGCAUGUUUUUGUUUGGGACCCUGCUUACAAAAUUGAAUAGAUUUUUUUUAAUAUUCAUAUUGAUUGCUGCUUUUUUAAAAAAAUUUUCUGAAUAAAUUGGUUUAUUUUUAAAUGACUUGAGAUUAAAUUCAAGACUAUUUAGCUAAAUGUGUAGAUGUACCAUAUACUUUUAUCCUGUUGUGUCAACUUGAAUUGUUGCUAACUAUGGUUGACUGAAGCUGUCCUAGUCAGUGUACUUUAAAAACUUCUAGUUUUUUUUAAAAAAUGUAAAUUGGUUUUUUUUUUUUUCCUAUCAGUAUUAUUUAUUUCUGCAAAAUUAUUAUUAUUUAAAAUUUAAAACGAACCUCACAAAAGUUGCUUUAAAAUCAUAAAAAUUCUGAAAAUAUGCACUUUGUUUAGUGUACUUAUAUGUACAAAUUACUAUUGUGAAAUUAAAUUUGUUGAAAAUUUACAGAUGAUGUUAUUUUUCAUUAAAAAGAGUAUUUUGUAUUGAUGAGGCUCCAAUCAUUGACAAAUUGAAUGUUAAUGCUAAUCACUUUCUACUAGCUAUUGCUCAUGAGAAUUAUGACUAGGUUCUAUUGCCUUUUUCUCAUGAACCCUUCUAAUGGAAAGGCAUCAAAAAUUUAAUAAACUAACUGAAGUUUUUUUUUUUUUUUUUUUUUUAAUGAGUUGUAGAUAUAUAGGUAUCCCCAUGAGUUCUGAACAACAUUGUAAUUGAAUUUUGUGUGUCCUUCUUCAUAUGUAAAUAUUGAAUUUGUACAUCAAAUUUUGAUUGAAAUUACUGUUAGUUUUGUUAUAUAUUUAUUUUUUAUAAAAUUGUCCUUUUUUAUGUUUUGUGGUUAUAUUUAAUUAGACAAAUCUCGGAUGCACGUACUUUUGAAAAUGAUUUUUUCAUUGUAACUGGUUGUUUUGUUUCUUGAAAAGUGAUAUACUGUAAGAUGUAAUAUACUUUCAAACUUCAAUUUCAAGUUUCAAUUUUGUAAAAAUACAACUGCACAUUUAUUAUUG
This is a messenger RNA of Argiope bruennichi, 3724 nucleotides long. RefSeq names its product ubiquitin carboxyl-terminal hydrolase 22-like (gene not). Gene Ontology annotation, biological process: protein deubiquitination. Gene Ontology annotation, molecular function: cysteine-type deubiquitinase activity; zinc ion binding. NCBI's taxonomy places the organism in Eukaryota, Metazoa, Arthropoda, Arachnida, Araneae, Araneidae. The transcript is spliced from 14 exons. Bases 238 to 1839 code for a protein of 533 amino acids. The record is from RefSeq and is a predicted model, not a curated record.